Messenger RNA from Cryptosporidium ubiquitum, 5826 nucleotides. RefSeq lists its product as uncharacterized. Gene Ontology annotation, cellular component: transcription factor TFIID complex. Gene Ontology annotation, molecular function: TBP-class protein binding; RNA polymerase II general transcription initiation factor binding; RNA polymerase II general transcription initiation factor activity. The transcript has a single exon. The record is from RefSeq and is a predicted model, not a curated record. The coding region runs from base 1 to 5826 and encodes 1941 amino acids. Gene Ontology annotation, biological process: RNA polymerase II preinitiation complex assembly; transcription by RNA polymerase II. Lineage: Eukaryota; Apicomplexa; Conoidasida; Eucoccidiorida; Cryptosporidiidae.
AUGAAAACAAAUAGUUUUCAUAAUGAAGAGGGAUUCUUUGGGUCUUUGGAAGAAAUAUGUGGUAAUUUUGUGGGAGAGCUAUAUAUGGAGGAGUUUACAGAGUCUGAAGAAUCGGUUAUAGGAGAUGAAGAUACCAUUCAUAGUGAAAAAGGAUUGAAACAAAAAGGAACUGAGACUCCGAGGAGUAAGUCAAUUUUAAUUAAGCUCCCGAGUGAUAUUAACCAAGAAGAGGAUGAUGAAAAAGAAGAGUUGGUUUGUAAAGAAGAAAGUGAAGUAAAAACAGAGACAUCUCAAGGUUUUAGUAAGAAUAUAACUAAGGGUAGAGGGGUUAGUGCAAAUUCGAAUGGAAUUAGUUUGGAAGCGACAGAAACGGAUGUGGAAGAUGAAUCAAUUAAAGUAGUAAUUCCUGAGAAAUUGUUGGAACCAAUGAGUAGGAUUAGUUUGGAUGAGUUGCAAGCAAGAACUUUGUUUUGGGGAGAAAUGGAUUUAAAAGAGGAGAAUCUUGAAAAUUUAGAUUCAUUUGAUUCCAGGUACUCGGUAUUGAAUAGUUCGAGGUCGUUUUCAAACAAUUUAUUAAAGGUAACGAUGGAGGAUGGAGACAGUGACAAUGACUCUGAACAAGAUUUAGAGUACUUCCAAAUGUCUGAGAGUGAGAAGUUGAUGUUUAAGGUAAAAUCCAAAAUUAAAGUCGAUCAUUUUCUGGAAAAGGUAUCUAACAAGAUUUCCGUUUUCUUUUCGAAUGGAAAUGACUAUGAUGAAUCUACUGAAUUCUUUUUACAUAUUGAUACAAAGGAUCCUAGUUUUUCAAAGUAUGCAGGAGGUCUUUCUAAGGAGCUUAAGGAGAGACUGGGUUUAGAUAAUUCAUCAAAGGGCAAUUUUGGGGUGGAUUUACUAGCAGGUACUGAUACAUUAGUAAAGAAUCAAGAAACCGCUACUUUUGGAGGAGGGAGCAAAGAGCAUGAACAGAAUAGAGCUGAAUCUAAUCAACCUUCUUCUGGAGCAGGGGGAAACAAUAACAUUACCACAGGUGGUGGUAGUAGCAAACCUUUGAGUAAGGCUCAGCAGGAACGUCAAAGACGGCAAAAGAUGAAGAAGAUAGACAAACAAAAACGAUUAGAGCUUGCCAUUUUGGGGAUGAAUCCAUUGGAUUACGAAGGUGGGAUGAGAAAUCCUGAAUCAGGGUUAGAUGAAAACCAGGAUUUAAUUGAUAUGAAGGAUGGGGACGAUGGAAAGGGAAAAGAGAGUCAAGGAGUGUCAUCUUCCUCCUCUUAUAAUAGUGGGAUAGCAGCUCUGGCUUCAUCCAUUUUGAUGUCUAACAAACCUCAAGAGGACAGAAUUUUUGGUUUAAAGCUUCGAGAAAUGUCUUUGGGUGAGUCUUCUCUUUUUUCUAUCCGUAAUUUUCUUCAUUUAGUUCCAAAGCUAUUUGAAGGGAAAUCAUAUGGUGAGGUUGAUGAUUUUUUUGAAGAAGUUAAAGCUGCAGUUAAUUCUUCAGGAUCCAAAAAGGGAAAAUUAAAACAGCUAUCAAAGAAUAGGAAUGAGUGGCAAAACCUAUUGAUAAAGUGGCUCACUUAUGUCAUUAAGUUUUCAGAAAGAAACGGAGUUUCAAUUUAUGAAUCCUGGGCUAUGAGUAAUCGUCAAUACCAUGAAAGUAGGGUUUUGUUAAAUAGUUUGGGAGGUAAUUACGGAGGGGGUGAAGGAGUUGGUGGAGGGGACCAUGCUGGAGGUAGUUCUUUGCUUCCAAUUUCCUCUAUACAUACUCCCUUGGCUUGGUCUUUUUAUUUGGUUAGUGGAAACAUGACUCCAAUAGACGGAGUUAGAUUCCACAAAUCUGAUUUUAGGAUGGGAAUUUUUGAGUCAUUUUCCUCGAGAUCCAGUCAGAUUUACACCUAUUCUUCCGGUUGGUUUACCUCUUUGGUGAACUCUAAGACUGCAAAAUCUGAGUUAGGGUUUGAGCCUUUUGGCCCCUGGCUGAUUACCCCUUUGUUUCUUGGAGCCAAAGGGGGGGGAUCACAUGGACAUUCUUCAACACCUCAGCUUCUUCACAGGUAUUUCCAGAGACAGAGAGAGUUCAAAGAUGUUCCUUCCAGUAUCAAUUCAUCGAUUUGCUUUGUUUCUCCAGAUGACUUAUCUUUAAUCCAUCAGACCCCUUUAGCUCUCUUUGAGUAUUUGGAACAGUAUCCACUCUUGUUAAAUAACUUAGGAAUGGCAGCAAGAAUUCACAGAUAUGUAAGAUGCGAGGAUGACUCCAAUCGAAAACAGAUAGAAGAUUUACUUUCUGAGUGUGGACCUUUGGGUUCUGUUCAAAAAGUCCAAGAAGAGAAUAAGACAGGAUCUUCAUCUCAACCUGGGACUUUCCCUAAAUUCUUUGGGGUGAAUUAUCCACUAGAGGAGAAUGAAUCAAUGGCAGUUUUGGAAACUGGUUUAUUUAAAGCUCCAAUAUAUCACCAUCCCAAGAAGCAAAGAAACUCUCAAGCUAAUGAAAAUACUAAUAUUGAGGAUAACGAGUCUUCUUUUAUUAAAGAUGAUGAGGAUGAUGAUGACCGAGAUCGUAACGGGAAAAGUAUGUUUUCAACAUACUUCUUACUAAUUAGGAAGCAGAUCCAGCAAGGGUCUCCCAAGUGUGGAUUAUAUUUAAGGCCUUUAUCUGGAGACAGUUUGACUUGUCUAUAUUCAGUUGGACAGGAAGAACCUUUAAUUGAAGUGCCUUGUGUAGAUAGUAAAAGCUUUUCCAAUUUAAGACGAGACCAACUGAAAGCUCUUGUCUUAAGGUAUGCAAAGGAGAAUGGGAAAGACACUUUUAAUGAGGCGAGAAAACUGAGCCAGAAGAUGUUUAGAAACACUUUUGACCAAAAUACUUUACAAAAGAUUCUAAUGUCUUGCAAAGAGACCAAGGAAAGCUCUGGAAGCGAAUCUAUUUCUGUAAUUGGAGGGAACUCAGGAGUAGGAGUUAAUACAAUAAGCUCUAACAGUAGCCACUCCAAUUUGGUUGGAGGAAUUGGAGGAACUGGGGGAGGAGGUGGUGGAAGCAACAGUAGCCAGUCAAGUAUUCAAGGAGGAGGUUCAGGAGGUGGAGGAAUUCUGAUUAAGCAGCUGAAUGAAUCAGAAUUGAGGCAGAUUAUCAAUCCUGAGUCACUUUGUGCUUUGGAUAGCUCAGUUUCAGGUGAUAUGAGGCUAAAGCAGAUAGGAGUAAGGUCUUUAAGGCAUUUCUCAAAGAUCCCCAUAGUAGUAAGCGAACUGGAUCAAAUGGAAGAGAUUGCCAAGCAAUACGCAGAACAGGCCAGGAGGAAGACCAACAGCUUAUUAGAGAGGAGCAAGAAGGAGACUCAAAUUAACUAUAAUUUGGGUGGGUCUUGCAACUACUCAUCUUUUUUGAGUUUAAUCAAUGAAGUAAGUACUGGACUGAUCAACUCAAAUGGUAGAAGACUUACUCCGGUGGCUCGAUAUAUUGAAGAGUCUCUCUUAUUAUCACCUUGGAACAUUACUCAAGAGUAUGGACAAGUAAUGAGACACCAGAAUGGCCAAUUUAGUAUUGCAGGUAUCGGAGAUCCAAGUGGAGGAAGAGGAGAGGGGGUUAACUUUAUAAGGAGGGGACUAAUAGAUUCUGCAAUAGAGUCUAGAAGUCAAAAGUCUUUGGCAGGAAAGAGUGAAGAUUUAAGGAAACUUUCAAUGGAUCAGCUAAGGCAGAGACUUCUACAAUGUGGAUUUGACGACGUAGCAAUUAUUCCUCUUCCAAGAUGGGACAGAGUAGCUCUAGUCAGACAUUUUGAUACUAGUGGAGGUAAUUCAAAUGGGAAAUCCGGAGUUGGAUCCUCAAACAGUAUGCUUCAGAAUAAAGCCUUAUCAUCUGAGGAGUAUCAGAGAGCCAUAGUAAAUGUACUUAUUAAUCAGAAGAAUGCCUUGAGUCCAGAUGAUCCAGUAAUGACAGAUGAUGAUGAAGAGGGAGGUGGUGCAGGAGAGGAAGAAGGAAAUUUAGAAGAGGAGAUGGAUUUGGACUUAGGGUUUGAAAAUACAGCGAGCAAGUGCGAGGCAGAAGGCUCUGGAGGAGAAUUGAAGUCUUCGCAAGAUGUUGAUAUGGUUGAAUCAAUGAUUAUUGAUAGCUCCAAUUCUAGAUCGGAUUUGGGAACUUCUCAAGGGAAUGAGUUAAGCCCUAAUAAUAAUUCGGAUGCCUCAAACUCUGAAUCAGACGAGGAUCUGGAUUUGGAGGAGUCCUUCAUUUCUUCGCUGGUUAAGUUCAACGAUGAUAAAAAUGAAGUUAACCCAAAAAGCACUGGGAAAUAUGAAGGAGACAGUAAUUAUGAUAAUAGUAAUAUUUUGGGUACCGAUUAUUCUAAUAAUAAAGUUAAGCAGAAAAAGCAAAGCAAACUAUAUGACCAGUUAUAUGGUAAUUCAAACGAAGAUACCGGAAGAGAUGAAGAAGAUGAAAAGGAUUUGGAGGAGUUUAGAAGGAUGAUUUCCAAGAGUACUCCUCAGGAUGGUAAGGAUCCGGACCUUGAUUCUAAUGGAGCUGAAUGGAGAACUCAAAAUUCGCAAGAGGAUCCUUCCUCUUCGGCUCAGGAAUAUGUUCCAAGAAUAGCUUGGAUACGUGUAAGACGUAAUAUGAAUACUUGGCAAUAUGAAGAUGAGAAGGUUGUUUAUAUAUAUGGGGAGGAGAAUAUCCGGUAUUUCCUUUAUUGGAGAAGAAUGAGAAUGCAGCUUAAAAGAGAGGAAAGACGCCAGCUAAAUCCUACUGGUGUUCCAGGAGUUUUGGGAAGAGCAAGCAGAACUUGCAGAAGAUGUGGACAAGUCGGACAUAUAGCCUCGAAUCCAAUGUGUCCCUACUAUGAAGGGAAUAAAAGCAGCACAGGAACAAGUAGAUACCAAAAUGCAAUUUCCCACUCUAAGAAGAAAAAUAUAUUGCUUCCAAAAAGUCUUGAUAUUGGAGGAGGUAUAAGUUCCUGCAAAUUAUCUGCUACUGAAGAAGAAAGUACAAUUGCAAAUCUUUUAGGGAUGGGGUAUUCACAAACAAAUAAUCAUGAUAUUAAACAGUUAGUAACUUUAGACAAUGUAGUUCAGUCAGUUAGAGUUGGGAAAAGAGGAAGGCCACCUUCGAAUCCUGCCUCUAGCUCAAGAGGAGAAGCAGGAAUAAGCAAUUUGUCAAUGAGUAAUUCUCAACUCAGCUCAUCAAAUCUAGGAAACGUUGAAGACUCUGCUGAGAUUCAAUCUAACACACAAACAGGUAUGGGAAGUGGCUCUUCAGUUCAAUUCUCAAGACUUUCUGCAAGGCAAAGAAGAAAAAUGAUGGAUAAUGAUGACAAAAGUUCAGUAGUUAGCUUUACUAGCACUGCUUUGAAUGCUGGCUCUCAAGCAAGUAAUUUAAAUAAUAAUUUAAAUCUUCUAAAUGGAGGAGUUGGAUUGGAUAUUCCCAAUAAUUUGGAUGGAUCCCAUAAUGUAAUUAAUGCAGGACCUAAUAUUAAUUCUUACACUGAAGCUUUAGAUGAAUUUUGUAUUGAACUUCAAAGAAUUAUCAAUAGUACAAAAACUCUUCAUCACUAUUCCCACGUUUUUUGGAAUAGAGUUAGUGAAAGAAUUGCACCUAAUUAUUAUAAUUUAGUUAAAAGACCAAUGUGGCUUCAACUUAUGAUAAAUAAGUGCAAAAAAAGAGAAUAUAAAUCUAGAAAAGAUUUUCAAGAUGACUUGAACUUAAUUGUUGAAAACUGCAAAAUUUAUAAUGGAAUAAAUCAUCCUCUUGUUUCUGUUGCAACUUUAAUCCAAUCAAAUGUCGUGAAAAAGAUUGAUGAAAUUCAAGGAAUAGAAAAAAUUGAAGCUUAUUUAUCACUAAAGCCUUAA